Molecule: messenger RNA, 1451 nt
Organism: Globicephala melas (long-finned pilot whale)
Lineage: Eukaryota; Metazoa; Chordata; Mammalia; Artiodactyla; Delphinidae
Gene: ERG28
Product: ergosterol biosynthesis 28 homolog
Cellular component (GO): endoplasmic reticulum; membrane
Molecular function (GO): protein-macromolecule adaptor activity
Source: RefSeq, a predicted model, not a curated record
CUCUUUUUACCUCCGCCGCAAAAAGAUUGGCUCCGAACCUGGAGUUCUUCCGCCACGCUCAACACGAGGGGUCACUGCAAGAGUGGCGUACCGGGGGUGUGGCUUGGGCAGCGGCAACCGCUGAUUGGCAGUGAAGGGGUUCACGCCCCAUCUCCUGCUCGAGCAGAACGGGAACAGCCAAUCAGAGCGAGGACUGAUGGAAACGACCCAAUCCUGGAGACGGGCUGAGAGUGGGGGCGGGGACAAGUGGUUCAGGUGGAUUCAGGGCUGGGACUGGGCUGGGGAAGCUUCUUGCUCUUGCUGCUGCUGCUGUUCUUGGGAGUCCAAUCGCUAGCAAAAAGCCCUCUCAGAUUUGAGGGGAGCCAUGAGCCGGUUCCUGAAUGUGUUACGAAGCUGGCUGGUUAUGGUGUCCAUCAUCGCCAUGGGGAACACGCUACAGAGCUUCCGAGACCACACCUUUCUCUAUGAAAAGCUCUACACUGGCAAGCCAGACCUCGUGAAUGGCCUCCAAGCUCGGACCUUUGGAAUCUGGACGCUACUCUCAUCAGUGAUUCGCUGCCUCUGCGCCAUCGACAUUCACAACAAGAUGCUCUACCACAUCACGCUCUGGACCUUCCUCCUCGCCCUGGGGCACUUCCUCUCCGAGUUGUUUGUAUAUGGGACCGCAGCUCCCACCAUUGGCGUCCUGGCACCCCUCAUGGUGGCAAGUUUCUCAAUCCUGGGAAUGCUAGUGGGGCUCCGGUACCUAGAAGCAGAACCAGGAUCCAGACAGAAGAAGAGAAACUGAGGCCAACAUCACCACGUCCGAGACUUCAUCUUCCACCUUUGCCAGCCUCUUCCUUCACCCUCUUUGCUCUUAAAUUUCUUUUCUGCUCCAUCUUCCACUUCUAGGCCUUUCCUUUUUUUUUCUUUAAUUUAAAACGUUUUAAGAUAUUUAAAUAUGCCUACGGCAAGUCGGUGCCAUUUAAAUGUAUGUACCAUUUAAAGAAUCAUUUGAAAGUGAAUACUCUGUCCCUCCAUCCAAAUCAAGGAAUCGCCGGCACAUCCGAAGCCAGCUGUGUGCCCUUCCCCCACCCGCAGCCUCUUCCAGGACCCCUCUUCCGGCCUUCUGCUGUCUUCCUUUUAUUUUCACCCGACGAUUUGACUUGUAUGGUGGGAACACGUGAACUGCGAAACUUAAAGCUGCUGGCGCACCCACAGCAGCUGCCACCAAGGGCUGCUUCGAGGGGGUGUCCACCCACGUGGGGCUCCUCUCUGCUGCUGGACCCAGGACUCUGAGCCAUCCAAGGGACAGGCAGCUCUUCUGAGAAGAAGGGCUCCCCUGCAAGUGAGCAUGGCUCCUUACCCUUGUGCCUACGGGUGGAUCAGGGUUGGAAGAGUCUGGGCUGUUUUUAGACCUUCCGGUCAGCUGUAUUUGUGUAAUGAGAUUUGUAAUAAAUAGAAAAACCUUC